UCGCCUUUGCGCAGGACUCAGUCCUCUGCUCUCUGUCUCCAAGCUCGUGUGUGAAGGCAGAGCGGAAAAAUGAACUCUGGUGUGAAAUGGUUGCUUAUCCUCUUCGCCCUCGUUUCCAUCAUUCUUAACAUCAUCCUGAUUGGCAUUUACUCCAACAGGGCGCCCAAAUGUUCCGCACAGCGCCUGCACCCACUGCGAGGCAAGCACGAAGAGCGCAGCCUCAUGUUCGCGGACCUCACUCAGGAGGAGUACGCGCAGGUCCAGCGGUACAUGCUCCAGCAGAAGGACCUGGACAUCUCCACCAACCGGAUCACUGAGCCGAGGGCAAACUUCUUGUUCUUAAUCGACCUCUCUCUGCCCAAAAAAGCGGACGCGCUGGCUUAUUUGGACGGUAAAGGUGCUCAGCCGGUGAGGGAGGCGACGGUGGUGGUCUUCCACGGCGCACGGGGCUUCAUCAAGGAGUACCUGGUGUGGCCUCUUCCCAACCCGAAACACCACCGAGAUGUGACCACUGAGAGGUACAAGAGGGAGCUGCCCAUCAAUGCGCGCACGGUCACCGUCGGAGAAUAUGUCCUGCUUUUCCAAUUUUUUGAGAAAAACUUGUUCUCCAAACUCAAGAAGCUCAUGAAAGAGAGUUUCGACGUUGGUCAGGGCAAGACGCUGAACGCACUCGAGCAGAUGCCGCGCGGACUCCGAUCUGGAGACAGAAAGACGUGGAUCAACUUCCUGAAGGACGUGAGCGGCAUGUACGUCAACCCGGUGGGUUUGAACGUGCUCAUCAACCACGAGAGCGUUAAUGCAUCGAACUGGAAAGUCGAGCGGUUGUUUUAUAACGGCCAAUACUUUGACAGUGUGGAAGAGCUGAAGCGGAAAUAUGACGCUGGGACUAUAAAGAAAAUUAUCUACAAGGACUCUCCAAACCACGCCUCCCUGAAAACCAGGACCAAGCCGCUGCAAAUUGGUCCGCAGCUCUUUUACGCAGAGGGGAAGCGCUUCAGCGUCAGCCACAACCACGUCCUCUACCUGGACUGGAGCUUCGCUUUCGGGCUCAGCUCUCUCACGGGCAUGAGGGUGUUUGAUGUGCGCUUCAGUGGAGAGAGAAUAGCGUACGAGCUGAGCGUGCAGGAGGCCAUAUCUGUCUAUGGCUCCGUGACACCAGGGAUGAUCCUCACCAAGUUUGUAGAUUCCAGCAUCGGAAUAGGACGCUUUGCGCACGAGCUGGUUCGUGGCGUGGAUUGCCCCUCGGAAGCCACGUAUGUGGACACAUAUCGCUACAUAGAUGUCCCAGUCCCGGUCAGAUUUAGGAACUCCAUCUGCGUCUUUGAGCACAACAUGGGUCAGCCCCUGCGGAGACACUUCUCGGAUUUUUCGCACCACAGUUUUGGAGGAAUGGUUAACAGCGCGCUGGUGAUGAGAACCAUCACAGCCAUAGGAAACUAUGACUACAUGUGGGACUUUGUCUUCUACCAGAAUGGAGCAGUGGAGGUCAAGGUGCAUGCGACCGGCUACGUCUCCUCGUCUUAUCUGGUGGACGGCAGUCUGAGAUACGGACACCAGGUAGCAGAGAAUGUCCAGGGGAACAUCCACACACAUUUCAUCAACUUCAAAGUGGACCUGGAUAUCUCGGGUAAGUGGCAAAACGCAGGGGAGGCACAAGAUGAAAGCCUGUUGUUAAAGGUGAUCUGUGUGAAAUCUACACAUCACUGACCUUUAGAAUUUUAA
This is a messenger RNA of Solea senegalensis (Senegalese sole), 1722 nucleotides long. Its product is annotated as primary amine oxidase, liver isozyme-like. NCBI's taxonomy places the organism in Eukaryota, Metazoa, Chordata, Actinopteri, Pleuronectiformes, Soleidae. The transcript has a single exon. Gene Ontology annotation, molecular function: copper ion binding; quinone binding; primary methylamine oxidase activity. Gene Ontology annotation, cellular component: plasma membrane. Gene Ontology annotation, biological process: amine metabolic process. The coding region runs from base 70 to 1707 and encodes 545 amino acids. The record is from RefSeq and is a predicted model, not a curated record.